Molecule: messenger RNA, 1317 nt
Organism: Neospora caninum
Lineage: Eukaryota; Apicomplexa; Conoidasida; Eucoccidiorida; Sarcocystidae
Exons: 10
Coding region: 1-1317 (438 amino acids)
Biological process (GO): GDP-mannose metabolic process
Molecular function (GO): GDP-mannose 4,6-dehydratase activity
Source: RefSeq, a predicted model, not a curated record
AUGACCCCCCGCCCUGUCGAGAAGAAUCGCGACUGCACACAGCGAGGGAAGAGCGAGAGAGGCCAGGACACGCCUGAGAAGGCUGGGGAAGACGAGCAGCGAGACGCUUCCGACCAAGAUGGAGAGGCGGAAAGGCUGAAACGGAGACGAGAACGGUCAGAUCCAUUGGGAUCCACGGAGAACAUGGAAGACAACGGACCGAGGCGCGCGCUUAUUACAGGCAUUACUGGCCAAGACGGAUCGUACCUCAGCGAAUUCCUUCUGGAGAAGGGUUACGAAGUGCACGGCAUUUUGCGCCGGUGCAAACUGAAGCUGCAUCACGGAGAUUUGCUGGACAGUUCCUGCCUCUUCAGCAUCGUCGCCUCUGUUCGGCCCCAUGAAAUCUACAACCUUGCUGCACAAAGCCACGUGAAGGUGUCUUUUGAGAUGCCGGAAUACACCUCGGAGGUCACAGGCCUAGGCACGCUACGCCUGCUGGAGGCUGUGCGCACGGCAGGUCUUUCGAAACACACUCGCAUCUAUCAAGCAUCGACUUCGGAGCUCUUCGGUCGCGUCCAGGAGACUCCACAGUCAGAGACGACACCCUUCUACCCGCGCUCGCCCUACGGCAUUGCGAAGCUUUAUGCGUACUGGACGGUGGUGAACUACAGAGAGAGCUACGGGAUUUUCUGCGUCAAUGGAAUUCUCUUCAACCACGAAAGCCCUCGACGCGGAAAGACCUUCGUCACUCGAAAAAUCACGAGGGCUGUUGCCCAGAUUGUUAAGGUGAAGCAAAAAGAGAGAAACAUCAGGGGGCUUCAGGCGAAAGACACUGGGGUCCAAGAUCGCCUCGUGCUGGGUCACCUCGACAGCUGGAGAGAUUGGGGCCAUGCGAAGGAUUACGUCAAGGCCAUGUGGAUGAUGCUGCAACAGGACGCUCCCCAGGAUUUCGUUAUCGCAACAGGCGAGCAGCACUCCGUCCGGGAGUUUUGCGAGAUUGCGUUCGGCUUUGCUGGCCUUUACGUCGAGUGGGAGGGCGAAGGCUUAAAUGAGAAGGGUUUGGACAAGGACACAGGCAGGGAACUGAUCUCUGUGUCGCCGGUUUACUUCCGCCCUGCAGAGGUCGAAAGUCUUCUUGGGGACGCGAGCAAGGCGAAAGCGAUGCUGGACUGGCAGCCUACCACGACCUUCUACGAGCUAGUGUACGACAUGCUGCAGUCGAGCUUUGAAGAGGUCGGUUUGACGCUCCCUUCCUUCACCGAGUGCAUGGCUCGAGUGUCUCUCUCGCCCGGUGGAGGGAAGAUCCCAAACGCCGCAGAUGUAGACUCCGAGGCUUAA